Messenger RNA from Marmota monax (woodchuck), 3136 nucleotides. RefSeq names its product RNA binding motif protein 34 (gene Rbm34). The record is from RefSeq and is a predicted model, not a curated record. Bases 82 to 1353 code for a protein of 423 amino acids. Lineage: Eukaryota; Metazoa; Chordata; Mammalia; Rodentia; Sciuridae. The transcript is spliced from 11 exons. Gene Ontology annotation, molecular function: RNA binding.
GAAGGGGCGUGGUCACGGGCGGAAGGGGGGUCGGAGCGGUGCGUUUGUCGCUGAGGCAGUUCCGGAAGUCUUGCACGAGGAAUGGCCUCAGAAGGGAAGAACAAGCUUCAGAAAAAGAAAAGCGCGGGGCGCACGGCGCGCGUGGACGACGGCGGAGGGAGCGCGGCCGGGGACUACCUGGUGGGACAGGUCGCCGACAGCCUGUUACGUGGCGUGCGCGCUCCGCGAGGCAGCGACACCACGCUGACCGCCCUCUUCAGCGCCUCGGCGCCGCGGGCCCUCCCGGUGUACGUCCCCGCGCCACAGGAACCCUCGCGGAAGCGGGGGCGCGAGCCGCGGGAGGAGAGCCCACCCCAGGGUCGCAGGCCACUUUUGCAGGAACCUGCAAAAAAGACGAAAGCGAGGAAGAAACUGUCCGAGACGGAGGCCAGGUUGGCCGACAGGGAAAGUGCUCUAGCAAGUGCUGAUUUAGAAGAAGAAAUUCAUCAGAAACAAGGGCAGAAAGGGAAAAAUUCCCAGUGUAGUAUUAAAGUAACUGAUAGACACAACUGCAAUGUAAGUCAAAGAAAGAAAAUUGAGAUCAAUCAAGAAGAAGAAAGAUUAAAGAAUGAGAGGACUAUAUUUGUUGGGAACUUGCCUGUCACAUGUAAUAAGAAGAAACUGAAGUCAUUUUUUAGGGAGUAUGGACAAAUAGAAUCUGUGCGGUUUCGUUCUCUACAGAUUCCAGCAGAAGGAACUCUAUCCAAAAAGUUGGCAGCAAUAAAACGUAAAAUUCAUCCUGAUCAGAAAAACAUUAAUGCUUAUGUUGUGUUUAAGGAUGAGUUUGCUGCUACAAAAGCACUGAAAAGAAAUGGGGCCCAAAUUGCAGAUGGAUUUUGUAUUCGAGUUGAUCUUGCAUCUGAGACCUCGUCUAGAGACAAGAGAUCAGUAUUUGUGGGGAAUCUCCCAUUCAAAGUUGAAGAAUCUGCUGUGGAGGAGCAUUUUUUGGACUGUGGGAGUAUUGUGGCAGUGAGGAUUGUGAGAGACCCAGUUACAGGAGUAGGCAAAGGAUUUGGCUAUGUGCUCUUUAAGGACACAGAUGCUGUUCAUCUUGCUCUGAAAUUAAAUAAUUCUGAGCUAAUGGGAAGAAAACUCAGAGUCAUGCGUUCUGUGAAUAAGGAAAAAUUAAAACAGCAAAAUUCAAAUCCAGGUUUGAAAAAAGUCAGUAAACCUAAGCAGAGUCUUAAUUCUGCUUCCAAAGAUGCAGGACAUUCUAAACGUGUAUUUAUUGGAGAAAAGGCUGUUCUGAUUAAAAAGAAGAAGAAAGGACAGAAGAAAAGUAGACAGGCUAAGAAACAGAGAAAACAGAAGUAGCCGUCGGAAGCCUAUGCUCUCUUUCCUGUAGAGGACUGCUGAUUUAAGUGGAUGAACCCAGGAAUUGAGUCAGGAUGUUUAUGGAUCCUAUGUGUGAAAUAUGAAGACUUCCACAGCCUUAGUUGGUUUGCAUCAUAAUACUACCUUUGCAGCAUUUGUUUUUAGAUGCAGGCAAACUAGUUACCAUGGAUUAUGUGUCACUACUAAAGGUACAAGAGAUGACUUUGGACCUAAGAUGAAUGUUAAGAUUUUAAUGAUUAUUUAUUAGUUUAUAUUAGAAAUACACAUUUUUAUACUUCAGAUGGUGAUUGCAAGAAUAUUAUUACUUGGAAUGAGACUAAGUUAAAAAGUAAGUAAACUUAAAAGCAAAUCUUAAUACUGAUUGCACUUAGACCACGUCUAAUAGCCUCAAAGUGGGAAUGCUGAUCCCAAGUCUAGUCAUAAACCCUGAGAAAGAUUCAAGAACUGUUGUAGAAUAUCUACUCAUUUUUCUUUCCUUGCACUUGAGACAGUGUACUUCUGUAUUCUUAUCUCAUUCCACUAACCCAGUAAUAACUAACCAACAAGAAUAUAAAAUGAAAUGUGGCUCUCAUUUCUUAUAUGUAACCAGUGACUAGAUUGGUUAUUGAAAUCCUUGGCAUAUUGGUCAUCAGUUUCCACUUUUUAUUUUAAUUUGAAAAAUGUUCUUGGAAAAUUUGUGUUCCUUAAAUAGUGUCACUGUGUAGAAUAAAAUGGUCUUUCCAGAAAAAAAAAAUAAUUUUUAAGAAAAAGUUUUCUAAUAAAAUACAGUAAGGCACAAAGUAUAAAGAAAGUUCAACAAGGGAAGAGAAUAGCACUGCAUUCACCUAGUGACAAGCUGGUGUCCUUUCAGUGAUCUUAUCAAGCUGAGCGGUAUACAGGAGGGAGGCCUGGUGUUGGGGGAGGUAGAUGAUGGUGGCUGAUCUCUGGCAGGCAGAACCUUCAGUGAACAAGGGGUGCAGUCAAGGGAAAGUGAGUUAUAGCUGAUUUGAAAAUCCUGUCUGAGAAGUAACACACGGAAGACCUAGUGGAUCUUUUUUUUUUUUUUUUUUUUUUUAAUAUUUUAUUUUCUUUAGUUUUCGGCAGACACAACAUCUUUGUUUGUAUGUGGUGCUGAGGAUCGAACCCGGGCUGCACGCAUGCCAGGUGAGCAUGCUACCUACCGCUUGAGCCACAUCCCCGGCCCCCUAGUGGAUCUUUAAAAUAGCUCUGUAGAGAGUUGAAAGAGCUUCAUUUUCCUGUAUCCAAGGACUGCACAUUUUAUAUUUGGUAUCCCUUAUGGCAUUUAGAAAUUUGAGUUUUUGUAAGUAGGGUUCAGUAAGUAUUUGUUAGCCAAUCAUUGUUGAGCAUUUUGCACAUAUUUCUAGUAAAAUAAAAAUGCAACAUCUGUAGACUAUAGAUUUUAUGGCCAUAUGUAGCCUUUGCAUACACUUGUGACCUAUGAAUUGAUAGCUUUUGAAAACACAACAGUAACAUUAAAAUUUUACUUCAUGUUUGUUACUGUUUAAUUGAAAUUUGUACUUUCUCUAGGCGGAAUUUGCAUGUGUUUACUAUAUAGUUUAAAACACAUGACUUAGGGAGAAAGGAAAUAUGUGUUUUGUAGAAAAAUCCCCAGAUAUUUUGUGUAAUUCUUUGUUACCUGAAAAAAAUACUGGUGGUAUGCUAUAUGUGAUUAAAUUUUUAGCAACAAGAGUUAUAUAUGGGUGGUCAACAGUGGCUAGACUUUAAUGAUUGUAAAUAAAGAUUAUUGGUUGUCUUGACUGAU